AGCAGCACAUGCACUGUUUAUAUUUACAUCAUAUUACAAUACACAUCACAUAGCAGUACAUGCAUGUUUUAAAGGACGUCUUCCGAGCUAUAAGCUUUUUCUUCUGUGUAACUGUUGGGCAACCCUUCGAUUCAACGCAGCUACGUGAAUUAUAUAACAUCUACAACACUCCCAGAUAUAAUAUAUCCACAUUCUUGAGGGUAUCUCCACAGUUCAAGUAAUUUACUUUACACGUGAAGCCUCUAGACAGCAAGCGAAAGAGACUAAGCUAGAAAGUGCCUUGAGAAGAUGUCUGCUAUAGUAACUAUCCUCCUGUCGGCGUUAUUUGCAGGGCUGGUCGCCAUACUUGUGACCUUCCUGAUAGAGCGGCUGGGCGGGUUGGUGGGUGGAGUGAUAGGGUCUACCCCUUCUAUAACCAUCCCCACAGUCAUAGGUAUAGCUCUCAGUAGUAAUGAGACCCAGGAUGUCUUCAAUGCCAUGACCGCCAUUCCAGUGGGGUUGCUGGUGACAGCCUCGUUUCUGUUGGUGUGGAGAUACCUUCCGCUGCCCUUGACACAGAAGCUGCACGUCGAGUCAAGGAGUGCGCUCUGGCUUACGUUGGCGACCAGUCUGUGCGUAUGGGCCGGUUUCGCAAUCAUCAGCGUUAUCAGCAUGCAGCAAGUGGGGUCUGUCGCCGGCAAGUACAUGUCCUUCCUGUGUCUGGCACUGAUGCUCCUCACCGGCUUCUUGGUCACAUACUUCCCCACACCCACCCCGCUGCACCAGCACGCACACCCCGGCCACUCGCACGCCGGUAGUAAGUCCUCCUGGCAGGUCCUGGCUACGCGGGGGCUGUUGGCAGGUACGGCUACAGGGGUGACUGUGGGUAUAUCCAUGGUCAAUGAGAUAGCUGCGGGUGUGUUGUCGUCAUUCCCCAGUAUAUCUCUGACCACGAUGGUGGCUCUGUGGCUGGCGCAUGGGCCGGAAUUGGGCCUUUCUGCGGUGGGUAGUACUAUUCUUGGGUCGGGGAGUGUAGCGUUCUUCUCGCUGGCGUUUGGGGUGUUCAUACACUGGUUCACCUUCAACAUAGCCGUGUCCUGUGUGUUGGCGUAUCUCGUGGGCCUGGCGUAUAGCGUGGCUGUAGGGCUGCUGCUGUACUACGCGGAUAAACGUAAACGCUAUAGGUCGGGUGUGCGAGUGCCGUCGGGGCGGUUUGCGCUGUUUGACGAUGUCGAGGAGUAUGUAGGGGAGUUAUCGGAUGACGAUGAAAAUGAGGUUGAGCCGAUAGUAGCGAGCUUCCCAGGCGAUGAAGACAUCAGCGAAGCUUUGCUACCUUAGAGUUUAGAGUUUAGGGUUUUAGGGUUUCAAGUUUCAGGGUCAGAGCGCAUGAUUGGAUCAGAUACGGAAUGCAUGGUGACACACCGAGACAGCAUCUCCGCAGAUAUACCUACAAACCGAUACCAAAGGUAUGAAGGUACGGGCGCCAUGUUCUCGUGAUCCUUCAGAUGGGCGUGAGUGUAGGGC
Messenger RNA from Sphaeroforma arctica JP610, 1503 nucleotides. RefSeq lists its product as hypothetical. Lineage: Eukaryota; Ichthyosporea; Ichthyophonida. The transcript has 3 exons. Bases 289 to 1317 code for a protein of 342 amino acids. The record is from RefSeq and is a predicted model, not a curated record.